This is a messenger RNA of Mesorhabditis belari, 1020 nucleotides long. The record is from the annotation of a GenBank genome assembly. NCBI's taxonomy places the organism in Eukaryota, Metazoa, Nematoda, Chromadorea, Rhabditida, Rhabditidae.
AUGUCGUUACCUAAUCAAAUUUCACUCUAUCAACAAAAUAACGAAAAGAUUGUGAUGGGUGGCUGCUUAACAAUGCUGAUCACAUCAAUUUGUGCCCUCUGCACCCUGAAGCCAAUCUACAUGCAACUUUAUUGGAUAAAUUCGCUUCUUGUCAAUGGUUUUCUUCUACUUGGAUGGAUUGUCUUCACUAUCGUCAAAUUGCAAGACUAUUGGAGUUCAUCAUCAGCCAACCAGGAAGUACAGGAAAAGAUGCAAGGACGAUUCUAUGAAAGCCUCGUUAUCAUGGCAGUGAUGAGUGUGUUCAUCGUUUGGGGAUGGUGUAUUGCGUAUUCUUUCUACUCAUAUGUCAGAGAUCGGCAACUCUAUUCCGAACAAUAUGUUCCCAAACCGAUCAAUGUCGUCGUUGAGAGUCCGCAAAGUCAAUACCCACAAUUGCUCACGAAAAUGACUUGGUGUUGGCGUCCAGAACGCAUCGUCGAUCGCGAGCCCCUUCCCACCGACUAUCGAUGUUGUUUUGGAUGUUGCACAUCAAAGUGCGGCUUCACUUUCAUCACCGUUGUCAAUCUGGGCAUUGUUGCUUUGGUCGGUUUGCUACUUCUAUCCAGUUUGCUCUUGGGUGGUCCGAUUGUACGGCUCAUCUUCGCCAUCCCAAUCGCUCUGAUGUUUUUGUGGUUGUAUCCUUUUGUGCAAGCCAUUCGAACCGAGAAACCAGUCUACAUGCAAAUCGUCUGGAUUACAAAUCUGAUCUUCACUUCUCUCGGCUUUUUGUACUUCAUCGUCCUGGCGAUCGCUUCUCUGAUUACAAUGAGCACUGCGACAGAUGAUCGGAAAAGAGAGCAAGCCGCCACCCUUGUCGCCGGAGCGAUUAUCCGAGUUGUGUUCGAUCUCUGGAAUCUCUGUCUGAUCUACUCAUUCUACUCAUAUCUCAGGGAUCGCCAGUUGUGGUUGGAGGGUCGUGAAACCUAUAUGCCAAAAGUGCCCCAUCCUCAUCAUAUGGAAAGUGCUCCAAUGUAUGAGCCU